AUGGAUUCCCUUCUGGACCUUCUCCAACCUGAAAGCAAUGUGACAGAAAGUCCUCAGGACGUCGACAAUUUGUCAAGCGUGCAACCAGAACCAUCUGUAGACUUUCUGCACUUUGACACUGUGGCUCUUUUAUUGUGUAAAGUAGUCAAUGAAAGCUGCACCAAACCAGGACCCUUCAACCCCACCUCGGUGGCUUGGACCCUCACACAGGCUGUGGGGUGGGCAACAUUCUCUGUGGAAUUACCCACAGUUCUCUUGGCCUCAUAUGCCCUGUUUCGAUUGGUCAGGGCUGGUCAUGUGGCGCCGGUGUAUGUGAUCAACCUCCUCGCGUCCGAUUUGAUCCAGAUCGCGAACAGCAUGUUGUCCGUUACAACCUUCUACGAUGAACGUUCCCCGGUUCCUGCUGUCAUUUUCUACUUCGGCUUGGCAGCUAGUGUUGGCUUCAUGUUAUGCAUUGCUCUAGAGCGCUACCUGCUGGUGGUCUGGCCACUCUGGUACCGCUGCAGGCGCACCAUCCGCCAUUCCCUGCUGGCCUCUGGAGGUGUGUGGGUGUCUGUAGGUGUCUUCCUUAUCCUGCAGUCCCAGUUUGCCCAUGAUCAGGUCACCUUCUUCAAGAGCCCCAAGACUGGAUCUAGUCAGGUGGCUGUGGCCCCAUGUGGCUCCUUCUGCUGGCCACAGGCCGUCCUGUUACUGCUGCCUGUUCCUCUGCUCCUUGGGUUCCUGAUGGGCACUUGGAGAGUCCUGCGUCGCUCAACAUCUGUCUCUGCAAGCGAGCGAAAUAAGAUUCUCGGAGUGCUGCUGCUGGUCCUGGGGAACUACACGCUGCUGUUUCUGCCCAGCAUUGUGGUGCUUCUGUACUACAACUCCCAGCCAAGAGGCAGAUUCCCAGCGUCCAGUGAGCGGAUCGACUACGCCACCGCUGUGCUGAUGGAUGCUGUGGCCCUCGCUCUCCUCUACGUCAGCCCUCUAGUGGACACCCUGCUCUACAUCUUCCUUCGCCAGCACAACGAGGACUCCAGGGAUGCCUUCAGCUGCCUGUCCAAGUCCUGCUCAUGCAUGUCUUGCAUGAUGUAA
Messenger RNA from Colossoma macropomum (tambaqui), 1074 nucleotides. RefSeq names its product oxoeicosanoid receptor 1. The record is from RefSeq and is a predicted model, not a curated record. Gene Ontology annotation, molecular function: G protein-coupled receptor activity. NCBI's taxonomy places the organism in Eukaryota, Metazoa, Chordata, Actinopteri, Characiformes, Serrasalmidae. Bases 1 to 1074 code for a protein of 357 amino acids. The transcript is spliced from 3 exons. Gene Ontology annotation, cellular component: membrane. Gene Ontology annotation, biological process: G protein-coupled receptor signaling pathway.